UCAAUUAACGAAAUGGACGAGGAAUUGGCUAAGGUGCAGGCUCAAAUCGGGCGUCUUGAGCCGCAGAUCCAAGCGGCUGGGGAAUCUUUUCUCUCUGCCUUUGAGAGUGGCAAUCAAUCUCUGGUGAAAUAUUGGCAGAAGAAGGAAGAGCAGCUGCGGAAGAAGGAAGAACAGCUGCGGAAGGAAAAAGAACAGCUGCGGAAGAAGGAACUCCUCCUCCUCCAAUGUAAUGCACCAGCGCCAGCGCCAGCAGCGGGACUUCCUCCAGCCGAUUCUUACGUGCCUGACAUGAUCGCCUGGGCCAAAAAGCUGGACGAGAACCUGACCGCAGAUUUUGCUGACGGCGGCAUUGACUGGACAAGCCAUGCGACUUUUCGGUAGCUCCAUAUUCCCGCUUUCUCUGGAACGGAUGGCAAUCAAACAUACAUGUACAUGGGUCGCUCACUCUUCAAGGAGAUAGAAAGUUUCAUAUCGGCCUUGAGACACGGCGCUUCGGAUAAUGACAACAAACCUCCAGGUAUUAUUAUUGGAA
This is a messenger RNA of Selaginella moellendorffii, 532 nucleotides long. RefSeq names its product golgin subfamily A member 6-like protein 7. The record is from RefSeq and is a predicted model, not a curated record. Lineage: Eukaryota; Viridiplantae; Streptophyta; Lycopodiopsida; Selaginellales; Selaginellaceae. The coding region runs from base 13 to 381 and encodes 122 amino acids. The transcript has 3 exons.